UCGAAAAACUUUACAAGUUUUGCGUUCAUCGUCCAUCCCACACGUCUUUUUCUAUUCCGUUGUUUUCUGUCAUUUUAUUACAUUCGUAAUCUUGGGAUUAAAUAAUUCUGUGGUGUAAAAGUUUCGUAAAACAUGCAUGAAAAGACUGUUGUGUAAUAAAUAAACGUCCUUACUAAACUAAGAAUACCGUGCUGAUAAGUGAAUAAACGAAGGAAUGGCGAGACCGACGCCGCCCGAUGCCUCGUCAACGAAACCGUUAUGAAUUGACGCGAGAGCAUUACGAAGCCAGUUCCUUGUUAUGUCUGUGAUCCCGGCUUAGCUUGUGAUAGAUAUGGAUACCCUGCACGUGGUGCAUGCCCACAGCAAGGGCUCCAGUCGGAGCCAGUCGCCGUCGACAGCAGACCUGGCGAGGGACCCGGCGGUGGUGACGGAUGACGCCGUCAUCAGGUCCAGGGUCCAGUCGCCUUCGAGCGUGCACCAUGUCGUCAGCGAGCCGUCUUCGACGUCGUCAUCAAGGCAUGGGGAGAGGCCACAUCACGUCAAGUCGCACUCGAGGGACCUCGGCAACAGUCCCCUGUCUGCUAACACCACCGGCAAUAGCACCAGAGAUCUGGAAGACUCCCCACAGAAGAAGAUACUUUCCAGCGUGAUAGCUCCUGGCGACUACUCGAGCGCGGUGUUCAGUCCUAACGUUUCGUAUGCGUUAUCUUCGGCAGACGAAUAUGGCUCCCCGGCGUAUAGAGGUCAAGACGGCGAUUACACUAAUCAAGAUGAGAAUGAUGGUGGCACAAGCGUGACGUCAUCAAAGGCGUUAGCUGCCAUUGCGCACCUCAACUCCAAGAUUGAACGCACGAAGGACUUGAUACGGUUCGAACAGACUAUUAGGGAUGAUAACGUAAAUGAAUACUUGAAACUAGCAGCGAACGCUGACAAGCAGCAGUUACAGCGCAUCAAAGCGGUUUUCGAGAAAAAAAACCAGAAGAGUGCGCUCUGCAUAGCUCAGUUACAGAAGAAGUUAGAAGGCUACAACAAACGCAUCAAGAACUGGGAGCAACAUGGCACAAGUGGGCAGGCGCACAGACAACCGAGAGAAGUGCUACGAGACAUGGGACAAGGACUGAAAAACGUGGGCGGCAACAUUAGAGACGGCAUCACGGGUCUCGGAGGCAGCGUAAUGGCGGCGCCGCGGGAGUUCGCGCAUCUCUUCUCGCGGUCCAACCGCUUCGGAUCGGCCGAUAACAUCGCGCAGCUGGCCGCGAACGCGUCGUCGGAAGGCUCGCGCGCGUCCGAGGCCGGCGAGGCCAACGCUCCGCGCGGCUCCACCCUGCCCCGCGCGGCCACCUCCCCCGCGCCGAAAUACUCGCCCGACGCCUCGCCCAGCUCCUCCGUCACCAGCGAGGGAGCGCCGUACCCGACGCAAAGCGGUUCCAACAACAUAUCAGAAGCGACGUUCACGAUCAAGCCGAUCCUCAACGAGCUGCGUGAGCGCCGCGAGGACUACGAGCGUUUGGCCGAGAAGAUUGACGCGCUCAAGAACUUGUCACAAGAGGUGUCAUUCUUGUCGGCUGCACUGCAGGAAGAACGCUUCAAGACGGAGCGGCUAGAGGAACAAAUCAAUGAUCUCACUGAACUACACCAAAACGAGGUGGAAAAUUUAAAACAAGCGUUGACUGACGUAGAAGAGAAAGUGCAAUACCAGAGCGAGGAGCGGAUACGAGACAUCCACGAAGCGCUCGACCUCUGCCAGACUAAAAUUAGCAAACUAGAGCAAUGGAUGGCGGGAGGCGGCGGCGGCGGCGUGGCGGGCGGCGGCGGCGACACCGGCGGCGCCGCCGCGCUCCCGCCGCGCCUGCUGCUCGUCAAGCUGCUCAACGUGGCGCUCACGCUGCUGCAGCUGGCUCUACUGCUGGUGGCCACUGUCGCCGGGGUGGCCAUGCCCUUCCUGCGCACCAGAGUGCGCGUCCUAACCACAAGCCUGGCAGUAAUGGUGGGUGUUAUGGUGCUGAAGCAAUGGCCGGAGGUCACGCAGCUGUCGGAAGCGCUGGUGCGCCGCCUCAAGGAAUACAUCCUCGACUCGCGCCACGACAGGUAUGAGUGCAGAUCGUUAUGUGGUUGAUUUUCGGGCGUUUUAGAGGAAUUAAUAUUGCAAUUUUGUCCUUCUCCGAAACGCCGCAGAAACGGCGCUACAGUGAUAUUCCUAUUUAAUUUAAGGCAGAAGUUGUAAGUAAACUCUUCUGUUUUCAUUGAGUUUCAGGAAAGUGACAUUUGAACCUGUCAAUGUCAUUCAGCGCUAAAAUGUAUGCUCAGUCAAUCGAAAAAAGUGACAGUUCAAAUGUAAUUUUUCUGACUCCAUUAUAAAAUUAGAGUAAACACUCUGAUACACGUAUCAAACAACAUAAUAUUUUGAUGUCAUAAAUGUAGUAUAAAUGUAUAUUCGCAGACAUGGAACUAGUAUCGAUUUAAUUUCAUACUCAUUGAAUAGAGAAUAUUGAUCAUUGAUAUGUGUAUCAGAGUUCGGACUGCCUAUUUUAAUUAUUUUUAUUACUUACAUGAACAAUAAAUGUGAUUAUAAUCGGGCUGGCACCCUGAACUUUUAACUGUAUAAUAGUAUUGAAUUGCAAAAUGAUUUAUAUGAAAUGGCCGUUGAAUUAUAUGUUCAAGUAUGUUGUAUGCUCUUUACAGAAAUAUCUAGGUUUAUUCAAGAAAUAAAAGCAAUAAGAAAGAUUGAUUCGUAACUUUAUCUAUGGAAUAAGCGACAUCACAUGUAUCAAAAGCAUCUUUAAAUGCUUCUCUUAGAAAAUUUCACACGAUAUCGUUUUGGAAAACUAUUUAUUAUUAGCGAUUUAGUUAAUACGAGAGUUCAUUUUUGUAUAUCUUUAAAGAAAAGGCUGAGUUAGUUGAAAUUCAACAAAAAUGUCUAAAUAUCUCGAAUCGCCGACAGAUAGAGGUCGAUAACGUUUUAUUGUUGUAUUAUUUCAUUUGGUGACGGAGUUAUGUUGUAAAGGUACGUUCACACUGUUACGAACGAGCGUCAUUUGUUAGAGACACAAGGCCUGUUUCCUAUGGCUAUUAGGAACUUAUCUGUCAGAUAACUAUUUAAACUGUUAGCGAGUUCAGUUUAACCAAGUCUUCUUUUGCACCAGUUUAGUUAUGUCUUUUACAAAAGUCGCCACGUAGCUAUGUGAAUAGUCCUGAAUUUGAAAUGUUGAUGUUGCGUUGGUAUAUGCACAUGUAUAUAGUAUAGUUUAUCAGAGAGUAUGUAUUUCUAGCACGUUGUUGAUUUGUGUUCGUGCGUACUGCUUGCGAUGCCGGUGGUUGGUUUAUAUUUUUGUUUUGUUGUCAUUUUCUUUCUAUUGAAUUUUCUUUUGGGGUGUUGUUGCCGUUCGACUAUUUUUCAUUCGAUUUUCAUUUUUUUGGAUUGAAGUGAUUUUUUACCUACAGUUCAUGUUUGUGGAAAAUUACUAGGGCGGAAGUUUCAACUUCCAGAUAAAUCCAAUUAGUAAGAUGCCAGAUUGUGAAUGAAAAAUGUAUCCCAAUAUCGAAUGAAUUUGUCUGAUAGUUGAAAAAUUUUCCCUCAAUGUCACAACUCGCAAGCAUGCCAGCGAACAGUCAAAUAUUUUUAGUGUUGGUCAAGGCAACUGUCAAGUGACAGACAGACCUUUGAAUAAUCGAGUAUUUUUAUUAUUCUAUAGCUUUAUUGAACUGGUGAUGUUGUCGGUUCGGAACGGGAUCGUUAUUAUUAAAAACUUAUUUAUUCUAUUUUAAAUUUAACUCGUGUUGAGUUCAGCAACACCGAUGUUGUCAAUUUGUAAUUUUAAAACGAGUCGUAUACAAAUUCUAAACUUUAUUAUUAGCUAAUGAACCAAGCUAGAUAGAGAGGCGGUUUGUGGAUCACAUGACCAUUAUUUUUUACUUACGAGUAGUUAGCUAUCGAUUGUUAUAUUUUAACUAAGUUAAGAUUUUUAUAAAGUAUACAAUAAAAUAUGCUUUAAUACAUGGUAUCGGCAGACACAAAAGUAAGCUUAUAUCUCUGUACGUCUUAAUAUUUGUAGUGUUAAUCUGUAAGUGUAACCAUCUUUUGUUUCUGACUGUACCGACGUAAAAUUAUACUUUUUGAAACUAUUUACUCUUGAGGUUGAAGUUAAUCAUAUGACAUGUUAAAAAUAUUUCAGUUACAAAUUCUGUAAAUUAUUUUUUUAAUCGAGGCUAAAAUCGCAAUAAAAAGUAGACAAUUAGCCAGCGAAAUCACAAUUUCAUUAUUAGGUGUAAUUGUAUAAUGCUCAAUAUUUAUUUUAGUGAUAUUCGUAUGGUCCAUAAACCACCUUUUCUCGUUAUUGGUGAACUACUUAGUGAAAUCUUUUUUCUAUUAACAAAACUAUACAUGAUAUUGAUAUUUAUAAUGUGAACAUUCCAAAAUUUCUUACUGAAUUAGAACAUUAGCAGCGGAGUUAGCGUAGAUCCAGUUAUGGCAUUGUUGAUGUACAAAUAGAUGCUUUUUACGUCUCCGAUUCAUGUUGUGUGUAUAUUAUGUAAAUAUUUUUUUACACAGCGCUGUAUAAUUAUAUUGAAAUGUUAAUUUUAACGUUGAAUACAUCCAUGAAAAGUCGCAUGCAGAAUAUAUUUUUGUAAGUAUUCUGAUUUUACUGGAGUAAAUUAUUGAUAAUGUGUAGUUUUAUACUUUGAAAACUAUCGCUUUGAUAUCAUUGUCAGAUCUAGCUCGUUCUUUUUGUACAUGCAUACAUAUCUUGAGCUAUGUUUAUGUGUUGUGUAUUACUAUUUUAGCAAAAAUUGUGUUAUUUAUAAUUUUAAUGAGUAGGAUAACUUACUCCAGUGAACAAGGUCUACCAUAGCAUCUGUGUACGAUUUCUGUAUAUCCCAAUCACUUUCGUAUAAACCCUGUAUAUUUUAUCUGUGUUCAAGCUGACCCAUCGAAAUUGCGAAGUGUUUAUUUUCUGUUGCCGGCUAUGAAUUGAAAUAAAUCAUCACAAUUUUAUUCAAAUUGAAAA
Messenger RNA from Ostrinia nubilalis (European corn borer), 5006 nucleotides. RefSeq names its product transmembrane and coiled-coil domains protein 2 (gene Dmtn). The record is from RefSeq and is a predicted model, not a curated record. The transcript is spliced from 16 exons. Bases 332 to 2116 code for a protein of 594 amino acids. NCBI's taxonomy places the organism in Eukaryota, Metazoa, Arthropoda, Insecta, Lepidoptera, Crambidae. Gene Ontology annotation, cellular component: endomembrane system.